AUGCCACAGAACGUGUCAGGGGUGAGCAGAGGGCAUACCAGGCGGCGAGAGGGGUUGAAGGUUGUGAUAGUAGGUGAUGGUGGAUGUGGGAAAACCUCCCUCCUCAUGGUUUACACUAAAAAAGGCUUUCCAGAGUGGUACCCUGAGGUGCAUCACUUCUGCCAUGGCGUGCCCAUUAUCCUGGUAGGAUGCAAAACAGACCUGCGGAAAGACAAGGCCUUGGCAAGGAAACUGUGGUCUUCAGGCCAGAACCCCAUCACAUACAUCCAGGGUGAAGAGACCAAAAGGAAGAUCAAAGCUGAGCUCUACUUGGAGUGUUCAGCCAAAUACAAGGAGAAUGUGGAGGACAUAUUCAGAAAGACUACCAAACGAGCCCUUGCAACAACAAGGAAGUCCAGAAAGGCAAAGAAGAGGAAUGGAUUCUGUGCCCUUCUGUGACCCAAGAGAUAAUGCUAUCCACCACCAUGAGCUCCUGAUACAGACAAUGCCCUACUCUCAGGGAAAACACAGAUGAUGACAGACUACUCCUCCCUAUGAGUCCUUACAGUAUUGUUGCUGCAGUUUACCCUUCUGUUAACCAACUUCCUUUGUUGUUCCUUCCUGCUAAUUCUUGACAUAUUGUCAAAAUGUGUUUCUUUAAAAGAAAUGGACAACGCCCUCAAGUUAUAGAACCACAAAUGGGGAAAUUUGGUCUUAGAAAAUUAAGGAUGCAUGAGGGGGAAGUUGAAGGUACCAUUGUAUAAUAAUUGAUGGCACCAUUGUAUUUUUCAUUUUGAUGCAUCCAAUCUUUUAAUUUAUAUAAAAAAGAAGGUUCACUCAAACAGUAAUUCACAUAGUACAUCUCAUAGAUGUAAAAAAAUAUAUAUAUAUAUAUAUAUAUACAGUGGGGAAAAAAAGUAUUUAGUCAGCCACCAA
This is a messenger RNA of Coregonus clupeaformis (lake whitefish), 915 nucleotides long. RefSeq names its product rho-related GTP-binding protein RhoF-like. Gene Ontology annotation, molecular function: GTPase activity; GTP binding. The record is from RefSeq and is a predicted model, not a curated record. Lineage: Eukaryota; Metazoa; Chordata; Actinopteri; Salmoniformes; Salmonidae. Bases 1 to 438 code for a protein of 145 amino acids. Gene Ontology annotation, biological process: cell migration; small GTPase-mediated signal transduction. The transcript is spliced from 3 exons.